CUGUUUUUUUUCCCUAGAUCCAUACUACGGCCGUUUUUUUUUCCGUGCUUCGACUGUCUCGCUCGGUUGCCUGUUGUCCGUUUUCUCUAUGUAGUUAUUUUCAACCACCGCACCCUCCGCCCCCAUUUUUUCCUCGAUCUGCGCUCAGUCUCCUAACCCAUCCCGGCCGGUGGCUGGUCAUCGAAAUGCAUCUUCAUCCCACCCGCUGGUGACCAGCCCGAACCGCAUCGCACCGUGCCUUCCCCUCUUCGCAACGUUCCUACAUCCAGUUUCCCCCCUGCCUUGUCCCUGUCACCCCCUCCGUCUCUCCCUCUCCAGCCCGCAGCCCUUCCUCGGUCUCCUCCGUCGUCUGCAAUAUAAGUAUUCCCCUCUGAACCCAUCCCGCCCGUCUGUCCGCUCCCCUCACCUUUCCAGCUUGCUCCCGUUUCCUUCUCAGCCUUCUCAUUGUCCGUUAAUUAUAUCUGCAAUUAUUUUACACGCCUGUAAUUCACCACCAACCACCCUAACAAUCACUGCCCUCUUGCUUCCAACAGCCAGCCAGCCAUCUCCCAACUAUUAAUUAAGCGCCCUUACGUGUGACUGAUUGGUGGUUUUCCAUCAUCAUCUCACCCAACGCCCCCAAUCCCAACACACCGUCUCUUCCCACCGCCGCUCGUCAUUCUUCUCCUGCUCUGUCAUAGUGUAGCCAACCAACCUUCCUUUUGGUGCAUAGAUCAUCCCAGGCACCACCAUCCUGCCCUCUUGAUCUUUUCCACUGCGGGCCCUCAACACAUUUCCCUCAUAACAUUUACCUUGCCGGCCCCUCAUCCGGCAUAUCUAUCACCAUUUCAAGUAGAUAUUGAAAAAUUGUUGUUGAAGUUUUUUUUAACUCGCCGUCCAAUCAAGUUUGUUCUAUCGUAACGGUGUUCUGCCAUCCGGCCCUGAUUUCCUUGAGUACAUUCUACUAUUCGUACCAAUCCUGUUAGAUCAUGUUGGAAGGCUCGUUCCGGCCGUCAUCUUCGGCGACCGGCCUCCAUCCUCAGUAUCCUAUCCCCAAGUCUGGCUACGCCGAGCAACCUUCCCCCGCCGCCAACAUGCGCAAGGACCACCCUGGUCCCUCAUUCACGCCUGUUCACGAUCGGCCGCUUUCGUCCCACUCGCCAGACUAUGAGUCUGAAGACCAUCAGCAAUCCGGUUCUCCACCCGGCCACGCCCCCCACUUCUUUAAAUCUCACCCGUCCAUGGCCAGCCACCCGCAAUCCAACCAGAGCUCCGUCCAUCAAGCCGCUUCCGAACUACCUCAGUCUUCUUCGAUACCUAAGCUAGAUGGCAGGCCUCCCCAGGAGGUGGCCCCAAAGAAUUCCAACAUUGGUCCCGUGCGGGCCAAGAAAAAACCUGCCGGCUCGGCUUGUAACAGCUGUCAUCGUCUCAAGACGCGCUGCUCCGGUGGUCAUCCGUGUGAUCGGUGCGCGGCCCACAAAGUUGCAUGCCAGUUCGACCGGGACCUAAUCUACCGGUCCCCCCUGGCCUCGAGCUCCCAGCAGGCCUCAGCACGUAACGCUCAUGCUAUGAGUAAGGGGGAGACCGCGCCGGCCGGAAAGCCCCGGUCCCGCUCCGGCCCUAAGGCCGGCCGUAAAUUCCCACCGGCUUCAAACCCAGGCGCCGUCUCGCAGUCUGCCCCCACCGCCCCCAUGCUACCCAUGGCGUUGCCCCAGGUGACUCAACUUUCAGCUCCCUCGUUGCCCACACUCUCUGCCCCGAUCGCACACCAACCCGGUUCAUUUUCGGCGGCGCCACCCAAGCAAGGCAACAAGUCAACCCCUAUCUCUACUCCCCAACCUCCCGAAGGUUAUGCCAACUACGAGCCAAAUUUGUCCCAUCCAAACGGUCUCCAUGUUCGCCUGGCUGCGCUAGAAAAUAGCGUUUCCGGACUGCUUCAAGUUCUCCGAGCCCACCAGUCCACCAACCCCAGUUUUCUCCCACCUGCGGCUGAGCCUCGACCUCCCCUUUCGCCACCCACGCCCCCAACUUUGGUGGUGUCGGGUUCUUCUUCGACUUUUGGUCCUGAGAAAGACCAACCCAAUGACCCUAACAGAUUGGGCGCCCCUUGCGCCACUUCUGGACUUGGGGAUCCCCUAUCAGAAGGCAUCCUGCCUGCUAUGCAGUUGCAGUAUUUGUACGAUGUUUUCGUAGAGUUUUGCCUGCCCAGCCUACCCAUCCUUCAUGCAGUUCAAAUAGCUUCAAUUCGAGCUCGAUCUUCCUUUUUAUUCAGCGUCAUGGUGGCUAUUGGGGCUCGGUUUUGCUCUUCCCAAUCUGUUGCUCACAUACCCCCCAAGAACUGCUUGAUGUCCAACUCAACAGGAGCUAGAGUUGAUCUUUCCCAGGUAACAAUUGACGAGGCGACAUAUGCUCGUUUGGUCACCCUCGCCCACCAACACCUAUCUAACACUCUUCUCAAAGCUACUCACAGCCUAGAGGACGUCAGAGCGAUACUCUUCUUAGCCUGUUGGGCCCUGGUGUCUAAUGAGGAUCCCAACGGGGCUCCCAACCGAUGGGUGCUCAUUGGCCAUGCAGGUCGCAUUGGCCGUUCGAUCGGCUUAGACCGCUGUACAUCUGAACUGCGGGGGUCCAGCGACAUUUGGAAUAACCCCGAGCUUCAUGAAACGCGCCGCGUGCAGUUAGAUGCGAUCAAGACUGAUCAUGCGUUGCAAGCCAUCGAAACAAUUCUGAGCUCAAACCUUCGAUUAGAGCCGAGUCGUGACUAUUUCCCCCCUCUACACGUGGCCACCGAACGAGAACCGAGUUUUACAAUCGUCAAGCUUUCCAACGGCUCUCCUUCGCAGUAUGACGUUGUUAGUGCCGCCCAGAUCGAAUCGCUUGCCGAGUUGGCCGAGAUUUGGGCGGCAGCCAACUCCUUCUUAUCAGUAGCCGAUGACCGAAGCCGCAACCUGACCAGCGAGCAGCUCAUCGAAUUGGGCGAACAUCACAAUAAAGUGAUGGAUGCAUGGGCGAAAAAAUGGACUUGGCAUGGUUCUUCUUGGGCUCCAUUACUUGGUGCCAAUUUACGAACCAUUAGACUCCUGUCCGAAUCUCUGCGAAUCACCCUCAAUCUAGCUUUUACCAACGUCUUGUAUGCCAUAGCUGCUGUUAGUAGACUUCCUCCAAAAUUUCACGAAACAUUGGCCAUGGCAAUCGAAAGGGUCAACGGUUCGAGUACAGCUGUGAUUCAAGCCCAUCGAGACUCAGUCCGAGAAGGCUUCAGCUUGGCGUUUGCCCCGGAUUUGGUAACCGAUGGUCUCGUUUCCGCUGCCAUCACCGUUUUGCAACUUGCAUCACCGAUCGGGCUGCCUGCGAUGAUCGGAAAGCCGAGUGGUAAAGAAAUCAAGAAGCGAACCCUGAAUCCAAGUGGAUCUUCUUCGAACCUCGAAAAUCUUGCUCGCGAAGAGCGACUUCCGACACCCCAAUCCGGUGAAGACAGAGCGGAUGUCGACAUGAAUGAGGCUAACGCUUCCAGCUCUGGCGGUCCUCAGCCCCAUAUACUCAUGCGACCCUCGCAUGAAUCCAGAGCCUCCAGUCCAAGUAGCACUCCUCGCCGGCUCUCUAAAUCAAGUUCACCUCGUAUGGCUUUCUUUUCAGCGGAUGGUAUCGCAGGAGGUAACCAGAUGCUUGGUAAAAAAUGCUUCAUGGAACCCCCUGUCGCAGCACACUACAUCAGAAUGGCAACAGAUGUCCUUCAGUCGAGCGAUAGAUCCCAAACGCGAUUGGGCACCAUCAUGGCGAGCAAGAUAAUGAAGUUGGCCACUCAAGCUGGUUUGAUGGGAUCUCCCAGCUCAUCAAAUUUAGUGGGUCCCACCUCAAAUACCAGUCACUCCCCCGGUGGUGGUAUGGUGUCUCAUGACGAACGCCCCUCGAUUUCUUCUACAUCGUCACUUUCUUCUACGAGGCACGCGACAAUUUCGAGUGCCGAGCACCCAGACGUCAACCCUCACCCUAAAUCUAAGCAGGACGGUGUGAUUGGGUUAGACAGCAGAGCCACCGACGUUUCUAACCCAGAAUCCUCUUUAAGACAAGCCGAAGAUGACGAUGAAAUUAGCGGUGAAAACAUUCAUACAGCCUCGCAGCAAAGGGCUGUCCUGAUUGCUCAACCUGGGCCGCAAGACCCCGACUUCCACGACGAUGAGAACGAGGAUGAGCCAACGGAGGGAAACGAGAUGGCCGAUGAUAAUUGUGAUGGUGAUGGUGAAGCAGAUGAGGAGGACCAAAUAACCGGGGAUUCUUACUCAGCUAUUCAUCAUGAACAACAACCCUCCGAGAAAGAUGGGCAAGACAUGAUGGAAGAAGAUCAGCAGUAGUCCUUUGUUUUUUCUUCCACCAAUACGGUCUUCAUUUGUUGUUCAAUUUUGUGCUUCUUUCAAUAUAUUUGUUUUCACACUUUCUAUUUUUUAUGUUUUCAAAAUGCCAUUGCUAAUACUGUUAGCCUUGGGAACUUCCUCUGUAAUAAAACAAUUACCUCGCUGCGUGAUUACGCAGCUACUUGUAGCGUACAAUGAGGCCUAUGUAAUUUUGCUGCUGUGAUACUGCUAUUCCCUUACACCUGAUGUUUUUGUUAUGUUUGAAAAGUCUGGACUUCCAUAGAAAGAAAGCUAUAAUUCAUCUUAA
Messenger RNA from Puccinia graminis f. sp. tritici CRL 75-36-700-3, 4638 nucleotides. RefSeq lists its product as uncharacterized. NCBI's taxonomy places the organism in Eukaryota, Fungi, Basidiomycota, Pucciniomycetes, Pucciniales, Pucciniaceae. Gene Ontology annotation, biological process: regulation of DNA-templated transcription. The record is from RefSeq and is a predicted model, not a curated record. The transcript is spliced from 5 exons. Bases 969 to 4331 code for a protein of 1120 amino acids. Gene Ontology annotation, cellular component: nucleus. Gene Ontology annotation, molecular function: transcription cis-regulatory region binding; zinc ion binding; DNA-binding transcription factor activity, RNA polymerase II-specific.